UCCGGGGCGGGGCCGGAGCCGGAGCCGGAAGAGCCGCCCGGCGCCAUGACCGCGCGGGGGACGCCGAGCCGCUACCUGAGCAGCGUCCUGCGCAACGGGCUGGGCCGCUACGUGUGUCAGCUGCAGCGCCUGAGCCUGGCCUUCAGCCCCGGCGGGCAGACCUCGCGCGGGGCCAGAGGCUACAUAGAAGAGAAGGUGUUGGACUUUGCCAAGCAGAAUCCUGGCGUUGUGGUGUACGUGACCCCACAGAAAUGCCGAAGUCCCACAGUGGUCGCAGAAUAUUUGAACGGAGCAGUGAGGGAAGAGAUCAUCGCCGACAAGACAGUGGCUGAGAUAACGCAGUUGGUCCAGAAGCUGGCCAGCCAGUCGGGGCUGGAGAUCAUUCGCAUCCGCAAGCCCUUCCACACGGACAACCCCAGCAUCCAGGGCCAGUGGCACCCGUUCACCAACAAGCCGAGCGCCCUCCCCUUGCAGAGCCUCCGCAGGCUGGAGCCGCAGCCUAAUAAAGUGUGACCUGCUGGAAAGAGA
Mauremys mutica (yellowpond turtle) is the source of this 528-nucleotide messenger RNA. It is a transcript of the gene MRPL43, whose product is annotated as mitochondrial ribosomal protein L43. Bases 46 to 513 code for a protein of 155 amino acids. Gene Ontology annotation, biological process: mitochondrial translation. Gene Ontology annotation, cellular component: mitochondrial large ribosomal subunit. Gene Ontology annotation, molecular function: structural constituent of ribosome. The transcript is spliced from 3 exons. NCBI's taxonomy places the organism in Eukaryota, Metazoa, Chordata, Testudines, Geoemydidae. The record is from RefSeq and is a predicted model, not a curated record.